Messenger RNA from Phoenix dactylifera (date palm), 946 nucleotides. Its product is annotated as transcription initiation factor IIA subunit 2-like. The record is from RefSeq and is a predicted model, not a curated record. NCBI's taxonomy places the organism in Eukaryota, Viridiplantae, Streptophyta, Magnoliopsida, Arecales, Arecaceae. Gene Ontology annotation, biological process: transcription initiation at RNA polymerase II promoter. Gene Ontology annotation, cellular component: transcription factor TFIIA complex.
CGAGACGAUAACCGUCGGAAGUCCCUUCCCUGCUCCACUCUUCCGUCUUAGGGUUUUCUUCGCCUCCGCCGCCUCUUCGUGGUCUUCCACCUGAUUCUUGGGUUCCUGACCGGCUGAACGUCGCCCUUCGAGUCGUGAUCGGUCGCCGGUCUCCGGUCCAAGCAAGGCGGACGCAACCCUCCUCUCGUCGGCCGACGGCGGUGCAUCGAUCAGGCAAUGGCGACAUUUGAAUUAUACCGGAGGUCCUCAAUUGGCAUGUGCUUGACAGAAACCCUAGAUGAGAUGGUCUCUAAUGGGACUUUGAGCCCAGACCUUGCUAUCCAAGUACUGGUGCAGUUUGAUAAGUCAAUGACGGAGGCCUUGGAAACCCAAGUGAAGAGCAAGGUUACUGUCAAGGGACACCUGCACACCUACAGGUUCUGUGACAAUGUGUGGACCUUCAUAUUACAAGAUGCAACAUUCAAGAAUGAGGAACGUCAGGAUCAAGUUGGGAGAGUGAAGAUUGUAGCUUGCGACUCCAAGUUGCUUACUCAAUGAGUGCCCUACAUGUUAGCUUUGUUUAUUACAGAGCAUAUGGAUGGUAUACCUCUCUUGCUUUUGGAUUCGCAUUUACCAAUCCUGCAGCCGAAUAACUAAUAUACUUGGGGCAUGUUUCUUACAUGCAUUUGACCACGGAUAUCUGCAGGAAUCUAAGUAAUUGCACUGUCUUUGAAUGCAUCUUUUGCAUGAUUACUCAAAAUGUGUUGGGGCCCUAUCUAGGCGUUCGCUGACCAAGGUCGGCUGAACAUAUGCAUGGAGGGAGAGUAGUGGGUUUAUGGCAAUGGCAGUGGUUUAGGUAUCGGCCUAUACCCAUGGUUGUACCUGCUGGACCUUAACCUAGUUCUCCAUUGGUUUGAUCUCAUGAAUAACAAAAUUUAAUUAAGACCAUAGCUACACUAUUUUGCAA